Molecule: messenger RNA, 894 nt
Organism: Misgurnus anguillicaudatus (oriental weatherfish)
Lineage: Eukaryota; Metazoa; Chordata; Actinopteri; Cypriniformes; Cobitidae
Product: retinal cone rhodopsin-sensitive cGMP 3',5'-cyclic phosphodiesterase subunit gamma
Biological process (GO): positive regulation of epidermal growth factor receptor signaling pathway; visual perception; positive regulation of G protein-coupled receptor signaling pathway
Cellular component (GO): photoreceptor outer segment membrane
Molecular function (GO): 3',5'-cyclic-nucleotide phosphodiesterase activity; cGMP binding
Source: RefSeq, a predicted model, not a curated record
CUGUAUGUGAGAGGAGGUGAGGAGGUGUAUAAGAGCAGAGACACGGACCAUAUGAGCUCAGACUGACUGACAGAGAAGAACAAGCAGAAGAUCUCUCCAUCACAAGCAAAUAAAGAAAAUGGAUGUCCCAACACCUGCAGACAAGAGGGGACCUCCAAAAUUCAAAGCAAGGAGCAUUCGCACAUUUAAAAGCAAGGCACCCAAGCCCGGUCAGAGGGGUUUUGGUGAUGAUAUUCCCGGGAUGGAGGGUCUUGGCACAGACAUCACGGUGAUCUGCCCCUGGGAAGCGUUUGGAGACAUGGAGCUUAGUGAUCUGGCCAAAUUUGGAAUCUUGUAGUAGUCUUCAUCACCUCCUCCUCUUCCUCGUGUUCACUUUCUGGGUCUCACACCCUUUGACCUGCUGACUUAUCACAAACGUCAUCAUUCACUCACAUGGAUAUGAAACCAGCGACUGAUGACCAGAUGAUUUCCAUCUAACGCAGUACCCCAAAAUUCCAGAGGAUGGAAAAUCAUUUUCCUUUCGUUCAAGUAGGAGAAAGAGAAACGUGACAAUAUCAAUCUGUGAUGAUGAUGUACACAAUAUCUUUUCACCCCCUUACGGAAAUAAACCAUGGUUUUACUACAGUUAAAACAGUUACUCUAGUAAUCAAUACACUCAAAAACAUACAAACAUGGUUAUUACACUUCUCACAAAAAAACAUGGUUUCUUUUCGUAAGGGUCACACUCCUACAAUUGUGUCUAAAUGUAUAUCUUUACAUACAAAUUAACUAUUUUUGUAACUAAAACAACUGUAAUUGUAAAUAUUAUGCAUGUUAGAGAACGGACUAACUUUAUUUUAAGAUGUUCACAAUUAAAAAUUGUGUAAAAAAUAAAGUAACUGUUAUUUACCCAAA